GGCGGUGGGUGGGACCUCUAGCCCUGCGCGACGGGCUUGAUAUUCGCCGGCGCCGCCUGGGCCCGGGAGUGCGAAGGGAAGUCAUGGCCGAAGCGGAUCCUAGCUCGUUCGCCGACCCCGGCUGCUGCCGGACCCACCACCUCUACCUGCGCUGCCGGGUCGACUUCGAGAGCAAGUCGUUGCGGGGGAGCGCGGCCCUCACCGUGCGGGCGGAGCGGGACCGCCUGCGCUGCCUGGUUUUGGACACAAAGGAUUUAACAGUCCAUAAAGUGCUUGUCAACCAGCAGGAGGCCCAGUUUGUUCUUGGAGAACGUCAUCCUUUCAAAGGAGCACCACUCGAAAUCACUUUGCCUUUUCAAGUGGGAAAGGGGCAAGAUGUGAUUGUAGAGAUCUCUUUUGAAACUUCUCCAAGGUCUUCAGCACUGCAGUGGUUUACUCCAGAGCAGACUUCAGGAAAAAGGCAUCCGUUCCUCUUCAGUCAGUGUCAGGCUACGCACUGCAGAGCUGUUCUUCCUUGCCAGGACACACCUUCCGUGAAGCUAACGUACUAUGCAGAGAUAUCUGUUCCAAAUGAAUUGGUGGCUCUUAUGAGUGCUAAGAGAGAUGGAGAUUUGCCAGAUCCAGAAGAAAGCUCUAGGAAGAUUUAUCGUUUCAGUCAAAAUGUUCCAAUACCAAGCUAUUUGGUUGCUCUAGUUGUUGGUGCUUUGGAAAGCAGAGAAAUUGGCCCCAGAACUUUGGUAUGGGCUGAAAAGGAACUGGUAGACAAAGCAGCAUAUGAAUUUGCGGAGACUGAAGCCAUGUUGAAAAUUGCAGAAGAUUUGGCAGGCCCUUAUGUAUGGGGUCAGUAUGACUUGCUCGUGUUACCACCUUCGUUUCCUUAUGGUGGUAUGGAAAACCCCUGCCUCACCUUUGUUACUCCAACAUUACUGGCUGGCGACAGAUCAUUAUCUGGCGUUAUUGCACAUGAAAUUUCUCAUAGCUGGACAGGAAAUCUGGUAACAAAUAAAACAUGGGAGCAUUUUUGGCUAAAUGAAGGACACACAGUGUACUUGGAACGCCGAAUCGGUGGCUGGCUCUUUGGUGAACAGUUCAGGCAUUUCCAUGCUCUGGGAGGCUGGCGAGAAUUACAAAACACGAUAAAUACCCUUGGAAGCACAAACCCCAUGACCAACUUGAUCCCUAGUCUGAAAGACGUAGACCCCGAUGUUGCUUAUUCUUCUGUUCCAUAUGAGAAAGGUUCUGCAUUACUGCUUUACCUUGAACAGCUUCUUGGUGGACCAGAUGUCUUCAUAGGCUUUUUGAGAGCAUAUAUCCAGCAGUUUGCAUACCAGAGUAUUACAACUGAAGACUGGAAGAACUUCCUAUACACUUAUUUUAAGGACAAGAUUGAUGUGCUUGAGAAAGUUGAUUGGAAUGCAUGGAUGAACACUCCUGGCAUGCCACCCGUAAAACCAACGUAUGAUACAACACUAUCAAAUGCUUGUAUUGCUUUGAGCCAAAGAUGGAUCAAAGCUACGGAAAGUGAACUCUGCUCCUUUAGUUCGGCUGAUAUAAGAGAGAUGUCUUCCCACCAGCGCAUUGAGUUCCUUGCCCUAAUCUUGCUGGAGAAUCCUAUGCCAGUGAGCCAUGUAAGAAGAAUGCAAGAAGUUUAUGACUUUAAUGCUGUGCACAAUUCUGAAAUUAGAUUCAGGUGGCUUCGCCUCUGCAUUCAGGCCGGAUGGGAAGAUGCUAUUCCUCUUGCAUUAAAGAUGGCUACCGAACAAGGCAGAAUGAAGUUCACUCGUCCACUGUUUAGGGAUCUGUAUAAAUUUGAAAAAUCCCGUGAUCAAGCUAUCAGUGCUUUCCAGCAGCAUAAAGCUUCCAUGCAUCCAGUGACUGCAAUGCUGGUAGCCAAAGACUUGGGUCUGGAUGGACAGACAACCACAACUUUGCAAACUUAGGAAUAAAUUCUUAUAACAAAGCAUCUCCAUGUAACUUUUUUUUCAUCACAUGAGCAAAAUGGUAAUAUUGAUCAUGGUAACUUGCAUGUUUGAUUACUUGCUUUCUCUUCUUAACCUGUUUUUUUUUAAUAAAGUUUCAUGCUGAUAUGCUAGCACUUCAACCUUGGGCAUCUGCAAAUCUGAAAAAAUUGAAAUACAUUUUGAUACAUUUUGUUUGUUACUGCAUCAUAAACAGUAUGGGCUGUUUUGCUAUCUAUGCUACUUUAAGAAAUAAAGCCUUUUAUGAUAA
Molecule: messenger RNA, 2229 nt
Organism: Pogona vitticeps (central bearded dragon)
Lineage: Eukaryota; Metazoa; Chordata; Lepidosauria; Squamata; Agamidae
Gene: LTA4H
Product: leukotriene A4 hydrolase
Biological process (GO): proteolysis; leukotriene biosynthetic process; peptide catabolic process
Cellular component (GO): cytosol; nucleus
Molecular function (GO): aminopeptidase activity; metallopeptidase activity; epoxide hydrolase activity
Source: RefSeq, a predicted model, not a curated record